CUAAAUGUGAAUUAUGAAAUGUUUGAAUAAUUUCAAAUAAUCGAAUCAUUAUUACAACAGUCUCUAAUCAUUUUCUUAAUAAAUUCAUAAUUGCUGUCCCCUGCUUUUUUUCCAUAAAAGUUUGCAUUUGGUCAAUCCAUAUAUCCAAACAGUAAUUUCUUUUUAUUAGAUGCAUUCAGACUUAAAGUUAAAGUUACCCGACUUUUUCUCCAAAAAGGCAGUGAUGUCAUCACACAUUACUCCAAAACCAAAGGGUAUCAUAUCAAUAUUCCAGGACAUUUAAUAAUGUGACAGAAUUGAAGAGGUCUCGCUUUUCAUGCACACUGUAGAUAGCUCUGCAUGAAAGAACAACACAAAUGUUUCCAUUAGUAUAUGAUAAGACUUUUGGAUACAUUUAGUCUCGUGGGAUUGCUGCUGACGUUUUUAUUCGUUUUCCCCAAAGCACUGCCUGAAUCCUCUAACAAACAAUUAGCAGAUCCCACAGGGACGAGCUCUCCGUUCCGCUCAUUGUUUUCUUCAUGAAAUCACGGUCUGACGGUGAUCUCGAGCACUCCACGGAGCCGCAGAACAGCUGCGUCCGGUUGCGUCUGGUUUGGGAGGUUCGCGCGAUGCGUUAUUGAUCCGGAGCCGGUUGAUUUAUCCGGUAAUGUAAGCAGUGCGGAUGGUGAUGGAGACGCGCGCUGCUGUCCUCUGCGUGAUCGAUAAUGUAGCAUCACAUCAGGCAGCAGAGCGGACUUCAUCGAGCCACUUUGGAGGAGUCGCGGUGUAAGCCGCAUUAUCAGUGGCUGAAGCAUCGUUUCGCACGAGCUGAACCGAGAGAUCUCCGAGCGCACUGAACGGAAAGCGGCAAUCGCAUCUUUGAGCUCCGGAGCGACUACCACAGAAUUAUUUACCCCCAAAGACACUGCAAAUACACCGCAAAAACCAUGUCAGUAGACAAAACAUGCACCCGGUCUUCGCUGUUUGUUUCUGCGGGGGCGCGAGCGUCGACAGGCCGCUGACCGUCACAAGCAGGAGCCGGACAGGAGAACUGUGGAGGGCGUUUUUGACCGCGGUAAUAUCGGAGUUCACCCACGAGGGACCAUGUUGUCCAUCUUAGCGGCGGGGUCUGUGUUUUUCCCGGGCCUUUUCCUCUUGUCCAAGCAGUGUCUCAAAUCCAUCCCGGGACUGCGGUGGAAUGAGGGCGAUGCUGCCAUUGUUUCAGCCAGGUUGGUGUCAUCCAUCCAAGCUAUUAUGGCUUCUACGGCUGGUUACAUCAUCUCCACUUCCUGUCAGGACAUCAUUGAGGACCAGCAUUGGCUGACCAGCUCCUACAUCCUGUUCGCUGUGCCGUACUUUGUGUAUGACAUCUACGCCAUGUUCCUGUGUUACUGGUACAAGCUCCAGGUCAAAGGCCACGAGGUGGACAACGGCUCCAAAUCCAAGGCUGUGGCGCUGAGAGGCUACCUGCGGCGAGAGUUCCUCAUGAUCCUUCAUCACGUCGUCAUGGUCACCGUCUGCUUCCCCAUCUCUGUGUUCUGGAGGCAGGGAAAGGGCGAUUACUUCCAGGGUGUCAUGUUCCUGGCUGAACUCAGCACACCGUCCGUCUGUCUGGGCAAAAUCCUCAUCCAGUACAAGCAGCAGCACACACUUCUUCACAAAGUGAAUGGAGCUGUUAUGCUGAUCACUUUCUUCCUCUGUCGAGUCCUUCUCUUCCCCUAUCUCUACUACGUUUACGGAAGGUAUGCCUCUAUUCCCUUCUACCGGGUUCCUUUCACGGUGCCCUGGCAGUGUAAUCUGGGAGCGGCUCUGCUCAUGGCCCCGCAGCUCUACUGGUUCUCCCUGAUCUGCAGGGGGGCCCUGCGCCUGUUCACCGGCAGCUCCUCGCGCUCCCGCAAACCCACGGCUCCGGUCAAGCCAGACUACGAAGGACACGAGCCGCUGUCUCAGUCUGCCAACGGGUACAGUCCACGGAUGGUGGGUCGGGACACGCCCACAAUGUCGCACUGAGGGGAGGAGACUAUGCUAAUGAGACUAAGCAAAGAAAAAAGGGGAUUGGAUGAAUGCAAUGAUGAAGCGGCAGAGCAGAAGGGCAGGUUGCCAAGGAAGUACACAGAGUGAUUAAAGAGGUACUGAAAUGGACUAGACGCCCUGUAAUGCAUUACAGCACAGCAUUAUGUUUAGUUACAGGGCUCGUGUACCGUAUAUAAGACAUGCUUUAGUAGAUCAAGGGAAGCAAAAAUGCCGGAAAAAUCAGUGGAAGUGUCCACACAACGGCCAGAUGUGUGUCACAUCACAACUGAGGCAAUAAGUGCAUAUUUCACGUGAGAAAAAUUUCUGAACCAAGACAAGCACUUUUUGUUUGAGGCACUUUGAAGGGUCACAGAAUGUCAGACUGGGGCUGAGGUUUCGUGCCUGAGGUCUGUUCUUUGCAUAUAUUACUGUAGUGUUGCAGAUGCAUUGUUCAUAGAAAUGUCCUCGAUUAUUAUAUUUAGCACUGGUCUACAAAGAGCAACCCAAGGCGUCCCAAGCGCAUUCUCAAGCUUGACUGUCUCUGUAGAGUUCAGCUGAAAUGCCUCUCGUUGGGUUUAAAGGGACAGUACACCCAAAAUGAAAAUGUACCCACUCUCAUGUCGUUUAGAUGCUGUA
Molecule: messenger RNA, 2628 nt
Organism: Cyprinus carpio (common carp)
Lineage: Eukaryota; Metazoa; Chordata; Actinopteri; Cypriniformes; Cyprinidae
Gene: tlcd3bb
Product: TLC domain containing 3Bb
Biological process (GO): ceramide biosynthetic process; lipid homeostasis
Cellular component (GO): membrane; endoplasmic reticulum
Molecular function (GO): sphingosine N-acyltransferase activity
Source: RefSeq, a predicted model, not a curated record